Messenger RNA from Mizuhopecten yessoensis (Yesso scallop), 2848 nucleotides. RefSeq names its product acetylcholine receptor subunit alpha-like. The coding region runs from base 275 to 1504 and encodes 409 amino acids. Gene Ontology annotation, molecular function: extracellular ligand-gated monoatomic ion channel activity; neurotransmitter receptor activity; transmembrane signaling receptor activity. Gene Ontology annotation, cellular component: membrane; neuron projection; synapse. Gene Ontology annotation, biological process: monoatomic ion transmembrane transport; nervous system process; chemical synaptic transmission. The transcript has 2 exons. The record is from RefSeq and is a predicted model, not a curated record. Lineage: Eukaryota; Metazoa; Mollusca; Bivalvia; Pectinida; Pectinidae.
CGUAAAGGAAUCAGGUUGAAUAUCUGAUGAACUAGAAUAUAAACAGCAGGACUAGGUAUUGUAUGUCACAAUGUCGAUUUAUUGUGAUUCGCGUUUGUUUAUUUAUUAGAGAUGUGUUGACUGAUAAUCAUAUUCAUCAAUCGUACCCAACACUGACUGGGAAGGUCGUCGAAUCAACGCCUACUAAUAUGGUCGCUCAGAAUGGAUUGUGCAAUUAACACCCAUCCGUCCAGGUCGUCACUAGAGGAUUUAUAAGCUUAACAUCCUGGAUACCAUGCGGAACCCCUUGGUUUUCUUCCUGCUGGUGUUCAUCGUCGGACAACCGGUGCUGGGAAGUAAGGGAACGAUGGACGACUGGAUCAGACUUACUGACACUCUGUUCGCCAACUACACGAACGAGGUUCGACCGGCGUAUAACUUCAAUGAGACAGUCGUCGUAAAUUCCUGGAUGUUUUUACUCUCCAUUUUAGACUUUGACGAGGUGGCCGGCGUCAUCACAUUGAGUGCUGGUAUGGGAAUUACUUGGACAGACUACCGAUUGAAAUGGAAUCCUGCCGACUACAACGGUUUAGAAGAUAUUCUUAUUAAUUCUUCAAGAGUUUGGAAGCCAAAACUUUACAUGAUUACUUCUGCCGAUGAUCUGGAGCAGUUCGGACACGCAGAAUUCGAUGUACGGCUGGAUUAUAACGGUACCUGCUCAGUUUUCCCUGGUAAGUUACUAAAAUCGAGCUGCUCCGUGGAUAUGACGAGAUUUCCUGUAGAUUCCCAACUAUGCGAGAUGCUUGUAUUAUUAUGGGGUUUAAAUCCGACUGAAGUCGAACUUACUUCCGCUGCUCAGGAAAUCAGUUUAGAAUAUUUCACUCCCAAUGGAGAAUGGAAAAUAGACAAAACCUCCGUGUAUAAAUACAUGGGGUUCGGAUCUCCUUCCCAAACCACCGCGUUCACAAUUCACAUGACACGAAGAUCGAUGUACUUCAUCAUAUCAAUGACCAUACCGGUUUUCCUUUUGUGCUUCCUCAAUCCCUUCGUGUUCCUCCUGCCGUCAAGUUCCGGGGAGAGAAUAUCCUACACAAUCACCAUGUUCCUGUCACUGGCGGUGUACAUGACGCUCAUCGGAGACAACCUUCCUAAAGUAUCAGAAAACAUGGCUGGGAUGUCGUACUUCUUGCUGAUGGCGUUAAUAUACAGCAGUCUGCUGAUUUUGCUCACCAUAUUUACACUUCGGUGUGAAGCUCUUUCUGACGUUAGCAAAUUUCCAAGAUGGUUGAGGCGGUUGACUCGAUGCUUUAAACGCAGGGGGAACAAAAUUAGCUACAACAAAUCUGAAAAUGUCCAAGACGUCAACGAAAACGAGGAAAAGGAGGGAAGGAAGGAAAACCCUGACGAUUCGCUGAGUGUCUCUAAGAGUGACGUCAUGACACUCAUUGACGUUUCGUUGUUCGUUGUUUCUUUUUUGAUGAUCGUCAUUGCGUCUAUUUGGUUCCUCGUGCGGUAUUACGUCUGAAGCUAAGGCAUUAACCUCAAUGCUUCGUCAGCUAAUGAUAAAUGAUAAAUUAUUAAUUCAAGAAAAGCUUGGAAACUAAUUUGUCAAAAAUUGAGGCGUAUAACAACGAACGAUAAAUUCGAAUGAUACUGGUUGUUUUCUUGAUACUCAUUUCAAAUGACACAUUUUAAGUCAAUAUUGCAAUCGAUGGUGUGAAAAAUCUCUUUUUGUAUGUUUAUAUUAGUUUUAGGUCAAUAUAUGUUUGACUUAUGUAGGACAUUUUUAUAUUCAAACAUAUAUAUUUUGUCUCAUUUGUUUUUAUUCCAAUAUGCCAAACAUGUGAUGACAGAAAUAUUUCCUGCGCAAUUGAUAAAAUUGAUUUAUCUGGAAGACAAGUAAAAAAACUCGUCGUUGCAAUUUCAACAAAAGACAAUUUAACGCGAACAUAUCGUAGCCUCCCAAACACACACGCAUACACUACACGCAUGCAUCACUUGCUCACAGGGGAGGCUGUCCUUAAAUGACCAUAGCUGUUGAUAGGACGUUAAACAAUACUAAACCAAACCAAACCAAACCAAACAAUUUAACGGUGUGAAAAUACGGCGGUUAACAUCUUACUGUGUUGUCGGCAAUUUUUGCGGGCGAUUUAAUUUCGCUUGAUUUGCGGUAACCAAAGAUAGUGCGGAAUUAAACACACAGCGAAAAUGUAUGCCAUGCAUAAACCAAGAUAAAAAGAAAAGGCCUGAUUCAUUUUUGCUGUCGAAUAAUAAAUAAAAACCAAUACUUCAAAAUCAUUUUAUUUUUUAUUUUGACAAAAUAUUUGUAAAAUAAUUCCCAUCGCUCAAAUACAAAAGUAUUCGCUUGACCGCAAUAAUUGAAUCACUGCAAACUCAUUCUGAUCGGGACAAUGGCGAAAAUUAAUCCCCCACCAAAAUUAACAACUACACAGUAUCCAUCUGUCAAAACAUACUAGACUGUAAACACUGUAAAACCAGUUGGCGAUAACUUUAAAUGCAUUGCGGUCACAUGACCUUGGUAUUGACGUCAUCAUCAGUAUGACGUCAUAAUGGAAGCAUUAGAUGACAUUGGUCCCUUAAGGAAAAUGAGUGUUUAAUUGAUAUGCAUCAUUUUUAAAUGAAUUGAUAUUAUUUUGUAUGUAUUGAAAUAUUACCCCAAACAUGUAUUGUACAGUUUUCAGCAUUCUGGGUAUAAACGUGUAAAUAUAGACGUAUCAGGUGAAAUUGUGUCCAACAAGUGAAACACGUUAAAUAGCUUCUAUAUAUAUUAGCUCUAUUAAGGUCAUAUGAGUGUAUUGCUAAACGGAAAUAGGAAGUACAUCCCUAGUUGAAAAUCCAAUGUAGGGAG